UCAGAGCUCCCGGGCACGGUUUCCCCGCCCUUUCCAGGCUUAUCAGGAAGGAAGCAGCUGGUCUGUGGUCGGCUAGUCAGCCGGAACCGAGUUGCGCGGCUGCAGGUUCCAGCCCGGAAAAGGCAACAGAGGCACCUGAGGACCAGCAACAUGGCGCGGCCGGGGAGUAAGGCAGCUGUUGUGUUAUGUAUGGAUGUGGGCUUUGCCAUGGGGAACUCCUAUCCUGGUGAAGAAUCCCCAUUUGAACAAGCAAAGAAGGUGAUAACCAUGUUCAUUCAGCGACAGGUGUUUGCUGAGAGCAAGGAUGAGAUUGCGCUAGUCCUGUUUGGUACAGAUGGCACUAAGAAUGCCCUUGCUGAUGGCGAUCAGUAUCAGAACAUCACAGUGCACAGACACUUAAGGCUGCCAGAUUUUGAUUUGCUGGAGGACAUCGAAAGCAAAAUCCAGCCAGGUUCUCAACAAGCUGAUUUCCUGGAUGCACUGAUCGUGUGCAUGGAUGUGAUUCAGCGUGAGACUGUAGGAAAGAAGUUUGAGAAAAGGCAUAUUGAAGUAUUCACUGAUCUCAGCAGUCCAUUCAGCAAAGACCAGCUGGAUAUUAUAAUGCAUAACUUGAAGAAGUCUGACAUCUCCCUGCAGUUCUUUUUGCCUUUCCCAAUUGGGGACGAAGAUGGAAUUGGGGACAGAGGAGAAGGUGACUUGUGCUUGGACCACCGUGGACCCUCCUUUCCCCCAAAAGGAAUUACUGAGCAGCAAAAGGAAGGUAUUCAGAUGGUGAAAAGGGUGAUGAUGUUUUUAGACGGUAAAGACGGGCUGGAUGAAAUUUAUUCCUUCAGUGACAGUCUGAGACAACUCUGUGUCUUCAAGAAAAUUUCGAGGUCCUCCAUGCCCUGGUCUUGUCUACUGACCAUUGGUUCCAAUUUGUCUAUAAGGAUAGUGGCCUAUAAAUCGAUGCUGCAUGAGAAUGUUAAAAAGACUUGGACAGUUGUGGAUGCAAGAACCUUAAAAAAAGAAGAUAUACAAAAAGAAACAGUUUAUUGCUUAAAUGACGAUGAUGAAACUGAAGUUCUUAAAGAGGAUACUAUUCAAGGGUUCCGCUAUGGAAGUGAUAUAGUUCCUUUCUCUAAAGUGGAUGAGGAGCAAAUGAAAUAUAAAUCGGAGGGGAAGUGCUUCUCUGUUUUGGGAUUUUGUAGAUCUUCUCAGGUCCAGAGAAAAUUCUUUAUGGGAAAUCAAGUUCUAAAGGUCUUUGCAGCAAAAGCUGAUGAGGCAGCCGCAGUUGCCCUCUCCUCCUUGAUUCACGCUUUGGAUGAGUUAGACAUGGCGGCCAUAGUGCGAUACACUUACGACAGAAGAGCGAAUCCUCAAGUUGGCGUGGCUUUCCCUCAUAUCAAGGAUGCCUAUGAGUGUUUAGUGUAUGUGCAGCUGCCAUUCAUGGAGGACUUGAGGCAAUACAUGUUUCCAUCCUUGAAAAAUAAUAAGAAAUACACUCCUACGGAGGAGCAAUUGAGUGCUGUUGAUGCUUUGAUUGACUCCAUGAGCUUGAUAAAGAAAGAUGAGGAGAGAGACACUAUUGAAGACUUGUUUCCAACCUCCAAAAUCCCAAAUCCUCAAUUCCAGAGAUAUUUUCAGUGUCUGCUGCACAGAGCUUUACAUCCCCAGGAGCCUCUGCCCCCGAUUCAGCAGCAUGUUUUGGAUAUGCUGGAUCCCCCCACUGAAGUGACAGCAAAAUGUCAGAUUCCUCUCUCUAAAAUAAAGACUCUUUUCCCUCUGACUGAAGCCAUCAAGAGAAAGGCUCAAGUAACUGCUCAGGAUAUUUUCCAAGACAACCAUGAAGAUGGAACUACUACUAAAAAAUGCAAGACUGAGGACGGGGAAGCCCCCAUGAGCAUCUCCAGACUGGCUGAAGGCAACAUCACCAGUGUUGGAAGCGUAAAUCCUGCUGAAAACUUCCGUGUUUUAGUGAGACAGAAGAAUGCCAGCUUUGAGGAAGUGAGUCACCAGCUCAUCAAUCUCAUUGACCAGUUUUUGGAUACUAAUGACACGCCCUAUUUUAUGAAGAGCGUGGACUGCAUCAAAGCCUUCCGGGAAGAAGCCGUGCAGUUUGCAGAAGAGCAGCGCUUCAACAACUUCCUGAAAGCCCUUCGGGAGAAAGCAGAAAUUAAACAGUUAAAUCAUUUCUGGGAAAUUGUUGUUCAGGAUGGAAUUACUCUAAUCUCCAAAGAUGAAGCCCCUGGAAGCUCUGUCACAUCUGAAGAGGCCGAAAAGUUUCUGGCCUCCAAAGAAAAACCGAAUGAAGAGGCAGCAGCCCCGUUUGAAGAAGGUGGUGACGUGGACGAUUUACUGGACAUGAUAUAGGUCACGGAGUGUGGAGACUCUGAGAGACUUGCUCUUGCUGCGGCUGGGAGUUGUAACAGAACAA
Molecule: messenger RNA, 2416 nt
Organism: Otolemur garnettii (small-eared galago)
Lineage: Eukaryota; Metazoa; Chordata; Mammalia; Primates; Galagidae
Gene: XRCC5
Product: X-ray repair cross complementing 5
Exons: 21
Coding region: 151-2352 (733 amino acids)
Biological process (GO): DNA recombination; cellular response to gamma radiation; cellular response to X-ray
Cellular component (GO): Ku70:Ku80 complex; nucleus
Molecular function (GO): DNA helicase activity; damaged DNA binding; double-stranded DNA binding
Source: RefSeq, a predicted model, not a curated record